AUGAACACCUACAGGUCCACACUGAGAACAAUGAGGCUGGUCAUCCUCGUGUGCCACCUCGGCCUAAUUCUGAAGACUGAUGCCCAGAUCCCAGAGGCUUGCAUUCUUAGUGACACAAAUAGACCUCCAGAAAAUACGGACAUAACUGUGACCUGUGGCACCCAGUAUAUGGGCCUGAGCAUCUACAUUUGUCCAGUGUACCAAGCUCUUUACAAUGAGUCCCUGAUGGUCCUCAAUAAUCAGAUCAACAAACCCCAGUGCUUUGGGACUCCUGACUGGACUGUUGACCCACCAGUUUUAAAGUUCAAGUUCCCCAUUAAUGGCACCGCCUUCUCUGACUGCAAUAAUUACUUUCAGAUCACCUCUCAGGUUGGGAGUGGAGUAUUCUCUGACUUCUCAAAUGUCCAGUACGUCAACAUCUCCGGUGUCGUUACUUCUAUUGACCCCUCAGCAGGUAUGAUCACCUAUCGGCCACAGAUCCUCUACAAGUUCUCCUGCAAAUACCCGAUGCAGUAUCUGCUCAACAACACUGAGCUUGGCGUAUCAGGUGUGAAUCUUGCCAUAAAAGACAACAAUGGUAGCUUCAUCAGCACACUGAGCAUGGAGCUCUACAAGGAUGAGAAGUACACAGAGAGGCUAUCUAUCCCAGAGACAGGACUCAACCUGAAGACCAAAAUUUAUGUCGCAGUCAAAGCUACCAAUCUGACAGAGAGGUUCAACGUGCUGCUGGACAGAUGCUACGCAACUACAAGUCCAUAUCCCAUGCAGUCUACGUAUUACGAUCUUUUUAUAGGGUGUACACGAGACGCACAGACUAAGGUGGAGCUCAACGGCGUGUCACAGAAGGCACACUUCUCCUUUGAGGCGUUCAGAUUUGUGGAGCACAAAAAUCAGACGGUUUCCACUUUCUACCUGCACUGCGCCACCAGACUCUGCGAGGCGUCCACGUGCAGUUCGCUGUUGCCUAACUGUGGAACUCCCAGAAGAAGGAGGGAGGCCGCGUAUGUGCCAGCUAAUGCUACUAUUACCUCUCCUCUAAUCACUGUGGGGAGACAGAGCACUGCAGAUGCCCAGACUUUCUCAGCUUCUCAAGGUCUGUCAGCUGAGAGCGGCUACAGCGGCCCAGUGGUGGCUUUAAUCAUCUGCAUUGUCAUCAUUUCCAUCUUCAUCGUGGCCCUGACCGUUUACCUCGUCCUGAACAUGAGACGGAAAAAAACAAUCAUGCAGUAAUUUUAACCUGACUGAGAGCAGAGUCCCUUUACCUACAGUAUCUCCCACACUGUGAAAGUAACACCUCAUCGUCUACAAAACAUGACACUCAUGUUGCAGAUGUUGCAAAAUAUUACAUGAGUAACAGCAGUGAGAUACUUCUAUUUGGUUUUUCCCAUUUCGCAAAAAUAGCAUCAGAACUUGGUGGACAGCUGUUAUCUAAGCAUGCAACUUUAUAGUCAAUACAAAUUACAUAGAUUCUUAAUGUGGAGAUGGGGGUUCACAAUAUGUACAAUAACUGUCUAUUGACCGUGUGCAGCAGUGUCAUAUUGACGUUAUCUAAUAAAUGGUGGCAUCUUUGGUAAAAGGUUUGAAGCUGUGUAUUUUCCAAAAAAAAUGUACAAUGCUGUAUUCUUUUACGAAACAUUCCAAUAAAUGCUUCAAUUGUGAUCUGUGUUUUGUGGCUGAAAACACUGAAUCAGAAAAGGGUAAAUGUUGGUGUGUAAUGGUGAAUAACUGGCUAACAAUAGUCAUGUUGGAUGGUUGUAAAUUAAAUGUAAAUAAUACAAAGCAAAA
Molecule: messenger RNA, 1785 nt
Organism: Mugil cephalus (flathead mullet)
Lineage: Eukaryota; Metazoa; Chordata; Actinopteri; Mugiliformes; Mugilidae
Product: zona pellucida-like domain-containing protein 1
Exons: 11
Coding region: 1-1230 (409 amino acids)
Cellular component (GO): cell surface
Source: RefSeq, a predicted model, not a curated record